Molecule: messenger RNA, 4475 nt
Organism: Amphimedon queenslandica
Lineage: Eukaryota; Metazoa; Porifera; Demospongiae; Haplosclerida; Niphatidae
Product: plasma membrane calcium-transporting ATPase 2
Exons: 19
Coding region: 349-4119 (1256 amino acids)
Biological process (GO): regulation of cytosolic calcium ion concentration
Cellular component (GO): intracellular membrane-bounded organelle; plasma membrane
Molecular function (GO): P-type calcium transporter activity; ATP hydrolysis activity; ATP binding
Source: RefSeq, a predicted model, not a curated record
AGCGUCGACCUUUCUCGUUAGAUCUAGACUAGGGCGACUCCCAUUUACUUAUAGAAGUGUUACUUGGCGUUUCACUUACUCUCUCUCUCUCUGUAUAUUGUAUUCCGAGGGUUCUCUGAUAAGUGGAAAGGGAGAAGGCGAGUUUGUCUGUUGAGGUGUAAUAUUUUCACUUGUAGUUGACUGGACUUGGCUCUCUCUUUCUCUAUUUUUGGAUCUAUUCCUACCGUGCAGGUGAAGAAGAGGAAAGAAUCAAGAGACAGUGUUAUAUUUAUCUCCACAAAGACCUCUCCAUCACUUGCCAUACUUGAGUAUUGUAUAUAAAUAAUUAGUAGAUCUACUCUUGGCAUUAUGGAUGAGCAAUCACCAAAUGACAAGACCUCAGAGGCUUCUGCCCUCACUCCAGCCUCCAGUGACAAAAGGUUUGGGCUUACUCAAGUCCAGUUGACUCAGAUUAUGGAUUUCGGUGACAAGAGUGGAAUGAAGAAAGUGGAUCAGUAUGGAGGGAUAGAUGACAUAGCCCGUCACUUAAAGACAAAUCUUACAGAUGGACUCCCGGUGAACGAGGCUGAUCACGAGGAAAGGAAAAGGGAAUUUGGUGUCAAUUAUAUAGAACCAGUUCCUCCCAAGUCAUUCUUGGCUCUGAUGUAUGAUGCCAUCCAAGACAAGAUACUACUUAUAUUGCUAUUGUGUGCCAUAAUAUCGAUUGGGUUAAGUGUGGGUAUCGCUGAGCAUGAGAGAAGCACUGCCUGGUUUGAGGGUUUUGCCAUAUUCCUCGCCGUUGUGAUCGUCGUCUUGGUAACAGCAAUCAAUGACUACACUAAAGAGCAACAGUUCAGGGACUUGCAGAAGAAACUGGAAAGCACUUCAAAGUAUACCGUUAUCCGUGAGUCUGAGAGAUUCGAGAUCAAUGCUGCUGAUAUAAUAGUCGGCGACAUUAUAGAGUUCAAGUAUGGUAACGCCUUUCCCUGUGACGGUCUCUUGAUCCGCGGGAACGACGUGAGCAUCUCAGAGUCGGCACUAACUGGAGAGACUGAAAACAUACGCAAGAGACCUGACAAGGACCCUUUCCUUUAUGCCGGUACACAGGUAAUGGAAGGCACUGGUACAAUGUUGGUGAUAGCUGUAGGCAUUCACUCACAACAAGGCAUAAUAUUUACUUUAAUGUCCAAGCAAGCUGAAGAGGAAGUUGGUAUCAUCACAGCUGCUUUUAGGAAGAUAACUGGCCCGUGUGUACGUGCAUACAGAAAUCGUACGAAUCCUCAAGAUGAAGAAGUGAAACCAGUCAAAGUAGAAAUAAAAGAAAUACCACCAAGAGGAGCAGAAGAGAUGCAAGAAGAGGAAGAGGAAUUGGAAGAGUUGAGCUGUUGUCAGAAAAUUCUGCAUCCCAAGACUGCCAUGAAGAACCGAAGAGCAAGGAAAGAGAAGAAAAGGAGGGAACAGCAAAAAGGCGAGACAUCACACGGGAGUGUACUCCAGAAGAAACUCACUAAGCUGGCUCUACAGAUUGGAUACUUUGGCAUGGCCGCCGCUAUUCUUGCUAUAGUUGUCACUUCACUGAAGUUUGCUAUUGAAGAGUAUGGCAUCAAGGGACGAGGUGCGAUGAAGACCGACGCCCUCCAGUUCCUCCUCUUCUUCAUUAAUGGGGUGACUGUCAUCGUCGUGGCCGUUCCCGAGGGUCUCCCACUUGCAGUGACCAUAGCUCUAGCCUUCUCUGUCAAGAAGAUGCUCAAGGAUAAUAAUCUCGUUCGUCACCUUCACUCGUGCGAGACAAUGGGUAACGCCACGACCAUCUGCUCGGAUAAGACCGGGACUCUGACGACCAAUAGAAUGACAGUUGUGGAUAGCUAUGUGGCACAGAUGAGGUAUAACGGUAACACUCCCACUGCAGAGAACUUCCCCCCUCCAGUCCUGGAAGUAUUGCAACAGAAUAUCGCUAUCAAUAGCAAUUACUCGUCUUCACUACAGCAGCCUGAAUCUGCUGCUGCCAAUGAUGAUGGUUUGCUUAGCAAAGUGUCUAGUUUCUUUUCUCGUCGUAAAAGAAAGAUUGGUGCUGAAGCCAAAGAGAGUGAAACUAAGAAACCACUAACUGUCAAUGAAUUAAAAAGUCUGGUAAGAGGAGAAGGUGGUAAAUUGGUGAAUCAGGUUGGUAAUUCAACCGAAUGUGCUUUACUUGGCUACUUAAUUGAAUUGGGUAUCCACUAUGAUCCGAUACGCGAGGUUUACCCAAAGGAGUGUUUCGUUAAACAGUUCACUUUUAACUCAAAAAGAAAGAGCAUGAGUACCGUCAUACCACUCCCUGAUGGCAAAGGAUUCAGAUUGUUGACAAAAGGAGCUUCUGAGAUUGUCCUCAAUAAAUGUGACAAAAUAAUGACUGCCACUGGAGAGAUUGUUCCGCUUACAGAUGACAUGUCUUCACAUGUUAAUUCUAAUGUGGUGCGUAACAUGGCUUCAGGAGCAUUACGUACCAUCUGCCUAGCCUACAGGGAUUUCACAAUGGAAGAAGUAACUGCUCCAAAGUCCAAUGUUGAACAGGGCCAGGGGCUUGAGAUUGUUAAUUUAAGCGAGUCAGUGGAGCCGCCUGUUUUUGACUGGGACGAUGAGGAUAAUGUCGUCUCGGGACUGACCUGUAUUGCUAUUGUCGGAAUUGAAGAUCCUGUCAGAGACGAGGUCCCUGAGAGCAUAUUAAAGUGUCAGAGAGCUGGUAUAACAGUCCGUAUGGUUACUGGUGAUAAUGUUGAGACUGCAAAGAGUAUAGCAGAGAAGUGUGGGAUCAUCCCUAAAGGAAACAAAGGACUCCUUGUACUUGAUGGACCGACUUUUAGAAAGAGAGUAAUGACAGUCACAGAAGAUGGAAAAGAAGUGGUUAAUCAAGAGAUGCUUGACAAAAUAUGGCCCAGAUUGCGUGUUUUGGCAAGAUCUUCACCACAAGAUAAACACACUCUGGUCAACGGUAUCAUACAGUCCCGCGUCAACAAGAGCCGAGAGGUUGUGGCUGUCACUGGUGAUGGAACUAACGAUGGACCUGCUCUUAAAUGUGCCGAUGUUGGGUUUGCUAUGGGUAUUGCUGGUACAGACGUUGCUAAAGAAGCUUGUGACAUUAUCCUAACAGACGAUAACUUUACGAGUAUCGUCCAAGCCGUUAAAUGGGGACGCAACGUCUACGAUGCCAUUUCAAAGUUCCUUCAGUUCCAACUGACGGUCAAUGUGGUAGCCGUUACCUUAGUACUCAUUGGCUCCUUUACUAUCGGAGACACUCCACUCCGUGCCAUACAGCUCCUCUGGGUUAACAUUGUCAUGGAUACUUUUGCCAGUCUUGCUCUUGCUACUGAAGCACCUACCGAUGCAUUGCUAAAGAGAAAACCGUACGGUCGCAAGAAGCCUCUAAUAUCUCGUCGAAUGUGGUUAUUCAUCAUCGGACACUCCUUCUACCAGCUGGUGGUUCUUAACGUCCUCCUCUUUGCCGGGCCAGAGCUAUUUGAUAUCGAUCACACCCAGUCUGCAAGUGAAAAUUAUUUUGCCGAGCCCACCGAACACUUUACAAUGAUAUUCAAUUCGUUUGUCUUCAUGCAAAUAUUCAAUGAGUUUAACGCUCGUAGGAUCCACGGAGAACAAAACGUUUUCGCUAACAUACACACCAACUGGAUAUUCCUUGGCAUCAUGUUUGGCCAAGUUAUUUGUCAGAUCUUAUUCAUUGUUGUCCCCGGCCUGAAUGAUAGAAUAUUCAAAGCUACAUCACUUUCAUUUGAUCUGUGGAUGUGGUGCAUCUUCUUUGGUUCAUUUGAGCUUGUUUGGGGUCAAAUACUCACACUAAUACCAGUAGAGAGGUUCCCUGCUAUACGACUACCUUGGAGGAAAAAGAGUGACGACCAACAAGAUGAAAAUGAUUAUGACAUUGGUCUCGAUUCUUAUGACGCUAACAGAGCUCGUCUUCUGUGGGCCAAAUCACUGAGCCGUCUCAGGACACAGAUUCGUGUCGUCAAUGCAUUCAAGUCAGGAUUGGAGUCAAACGAUCAGCUCCUUCUGUCCCAACUCCCCCAUUACACACUCACACCAAAAUCCUCUCGCUACAAUGCUGGAGAUAAUCCUGUUUUCAAGGACAGCAAAGAAACGGAAGUGUAGUGAGGAAAGAGCUAGAUAGAAAAACUAAUGAUGUGAAGUGUAGAGCUUAUGAUUAUUAUUAUUAUUAUUAUUAAUUGUUAUUGCCAAAGACAUUUAGGAACUUAAUUCUUCAUAAAGCUAUACUGUUGUUGACUUAUUAUUAUUAUUAUUAUUAUUAUUAUUAUUAUUAUUAUUAUUAUUAUUAUUAUUAUUAUUAUUAUUAUUAUUGUUGUUAUUAUUAUUAGUUGUUGUUGUUGUUGUUGUUGUUGUUUUAUGUGUUUUGCUAUUAUUAUGCUAACAUUUUACUCGUGGAUGUCUUUUAUGUGUAUGCUUUAUGAGUUAUGACAAUAUAUUAUAAUAAUUAAGCUACAACACAA